CAGACAGUGAGUGCUACGCUCUCUUGGGUGGUAAACGAACUUUCUCCGGGAGCGGAAUCUCCCUCCAAGGUUUGGGAUCUGGGCGAGGUAUCGGGAGAGGAGGUGACCAGAGUAAUCUGGAGGAACCUGAAAUCUCUGAGAAUCCAGAAUCCAUCCUGAGAUCCAGUAACUCCUGUGGGAAAUGGUCUUCAGUGAUCUUACAUCCAGAACUGUGCACCUUUAUGAUGAAUGGAUCAAAGAUGCCGAUCCCAGAGUGGGAGAUUGGCCACUCAUGUCCUCUCCUCUGCCACAAGCCCUUAUCCUUGGAGUGUAUAUCUACUUUGUCACUUCUCUGGGACCAAAGCUCAUGGAAAACCGCAAGCCCUUUGACCUCAAGAAAUUGAUGAUUACAUACAAUUUUUUAAUAGUGCUCUUUUCUUUAUAUAUGUGUUAUGAGUUCAUCAUGUCUGGCUGGGGUGUAGGCUAUUCAUACCGGUGUGACAUUGUCGACUAUUCCAGAUCACCUAUAGCCCUAAGGAUGGCAUGGACCUGCUGGCUUUAUUACUUCUCCAAGUUCAUUGAACUAUUAGACACUAUCUUUUUUGUUCUGCGUAAGAAAAAUAGCCAAGUUACUUUCCUGCAUGUCUUCCAUCACACCAUCAUGCCAUGGACCUGGUGGUUUGGAGUCAAAUUUGCUGCAGGUGGUUUGGGAACAUUCCAUGCCUUGUUGAAUACAGCUGUUCAUGUAGUCAUGUACACCUACUAUGGAUUGUGUGCACUGGGACCAGCCUACCAGAAAUAUUUGUGGUGGAAAAAACACUUGACAACACUACAGCUUGUUCAAUUUGUUAUGGUGACAGUGCACAUAGGACAAUCCUUCCUUGUAAAGGAUUGCAAAUACCAGUUUCCAGUAUUCCAGUACAUCAUUAUGUGCUAUGGGUGUAUCUUCCUGAUACUGUUUGCCCACUUUUGGUAUCGUGCUUAUACCAAGGGCCAAAGGCUGCCUAAAACUGUGAAAAAUGGAGUCUGCAAAAGCAAGAAUAACUGAAAUCUCAUGUUGACACAGAUAUUUCAGACUGUUACACUAUACUCCUAGACAAUCAGGACAUAUUUAGAUUUGCAGUACGUUUUGUAUGUUUUUCUUCAAAACCAAGAGCUUGUAUUUUUAUGAUAAGUUAUUUGGGUUUCUGAUAUUUGAGAGGGCGGGUAAUAUGCAGAUUAGAAACUAAUCUUGAAGUUUUUUGACAUUUUCAACUGCUAUACAAAAUCUAAAGGUCUUGCUCGACGCCUUUCAUUAUGAUGACACAAAGCAAUUGAGGUAGAAAACUCUUCAAAGAAGUCCAACAUGCAUGACAAAUAUUAAGUAUUUUGAGCACUGAGAAGAGUGUAAACAG
This is a messenger RNA of Trichosurus vulpecula (common brushtail), 1373 nucleotides long. It is a transcript of the gene ELOVL7, whose product is annotated as ELOVL fatty acid elongase 7. Lineage: Eukaryota; Metazoa; Chordata; Mammalia; Diprotodontia; Phalangeridae. Gene Ontology annotation, molecular function: fatty acid elongase activity. Bases 182 to 1027 code for a protein of 281 amino acids. The record is from RefSeq and is a predicted model, not a curated record. The transcript is spliced from 8 exons. Gene Ontology annotation, cellular component: endoplasmic reticulum membrane; endoplasmic reticulum. Gene Ontology annotation, biological process: fatty acid elongation, saturated fatty acid; sphingolipid biosynthetic process; very long-chain fatty acid biosynthetic process.